AUGUUACGCUGUACGGGUCUAUUGAACUCCAUCACAGGAGCAGAAGCCACAACCGUCUCUUCAUUAUUACGGCGUUCACUAUUGCUGCGGUGGCGGCUGCUCGCACUGCGGUGGGAUAGUGACACGAAUGUCUGCGUGUUGGCAGACGGAACUGCGGAGGGGCUUCCACGCGGAACACGACUAGAGAUGUACGGUACAAAAGCAAAACUGAUUAAACUCCAUACUCUUGAAAAGGAGAAGUACAAACAUGAUGAUAAGAAAAAUUUAUACAGUAGUAGUAGUACUUUCUCAGAUGAUGUGAAAAUCAUUACGGCGACCAUAGAGAACAUUCUCGCAUCACUGGCGGAGGAUGUGCGAGAAGUAAAGAGAAUGACGAUUUCGCCACCACAGUUAAAUAAUGGUGAAAGUGAAAAUGAUGUGCUCGCUGAGUGGUCUCUUAGCCCAGAAGGAAAAGCAAAAGAAAAACAACAACCAAAGGAACUGAAAGAAGAAAAGGAAAAAGAUUAUCUUCUUAUGGAAAAUGGGAUUGUGUUUCCGACUCCAGAAUCAACAGGUCUUCGGGUGUUACGUGUAGCUCGACAGGCCUUCGCACAUUCAUUAAUAACUCAACUGCAGAGUCAACAGCAGAAACAACAACAACAAGAGGAACAAGAACUUCAUCCAGAACAUCAAAAAAUACUACAAGAAUUACAGGAAGUACAACCAAAAUUAUGCUCGAAUGCUAUUAACAACAACAACAACGAUCCCCUCGCCAUUCUUGAUGUGAGUGAGUUCGAUUGUACGUUUAGUCGUGUGGCGACACAGAUCGCAGUGGAACGCGGUCUAGAACCUGAACAACAAUUUCACGUUAGUUAUGUUCCUCUUACUAAUUCCGCAGCAGCAACGGCAACCGUGGAUACAACUAUUGCAAGUUUAUUACGACUUGUGGCUCAUCCACAGCGGGGUGCCCUCUCAGAUCCACUACAUGCCUUGCAAUCUCGAUACUUUACUCUUGGUUCCUACACUGUCAACUGGGGAAGUGGGAGAAGGAGGAAUAGAAGAAGUGGUAGCAAAACUUACAUGGAGAAAAAAGAGCCUAUAGGAGUUCAACUUGCGAAUGUUAUGUCGAAGAUGCACCGCGGUAGUACACUUAUUGUUAAUCUUGUUGGUGAGAAAUAUCAAGAAGAAGAAGAAGGACAACAAGGACAGCAACAGCAGGAAGAGGAACUGCAGCAACUUCGACAGGAAGCUAAAGCUCUCAUCAGUGAAGCACUUUCACGGGGAUCUCGUUGGGGUGUAAUUAUUGAUGAAGUUUUACCUGCAUGUGAUUGCUAUGACACUGCUGUGUCUUUUAUUGUUUCACUCGAUUAA
Trypanosoma theileri is the source of this 1350-nucleotide messenger RNA. RefSeq lists its product as uncharacterized. The transcript has a single exon. Bases 1 to 1350 code for a protein of 449 amino acids. NCBI's taxonomy places the organism in Eukaryota, Euglenozoa, Kinetoplastea, Trypanosomatida, Trypanosomatidae. The record is from RefSeq and is a predicted model, not a curated record.